Molecule: messenger RNA, 1332 nt
Organism: Helianthus annuus (common sunflower)
Lineage: Eukaryota; Viridiplantae; Streptophyta; Magnoliopsida; Asterales; Asteraceae
Product: nuclear transcription factor Y subunit A-1
Exons: 6
Coding region: 188-1060 (290 amino acids)
Biological process (GO): regulation of transcription by RNA polymerase II
Cellular component (GO): CCAAT-binding factor complex
Molecular function (GO): DNA-binding transcription factor activity, RNA polymerase II-specific; RNA polymerase II cis-regulatory region sequence-specific DNA binding
Source: RefSeq, a predicted model, not a curated record
UAGAUAUAUAGAUUAUAUUAUACAUAUAUCAUAUCAUAUCAUCAUAAACCCCCAACAAAUUCUCACUCUAAUUUCCAACCAAUUUCACCUCAAUUCUCUCCAAUUCCUUUGCCGGUGUGCCCCCUUUCUUGGGUCUCUUUUCAAUACCUCUGCCGGUACGCCUUGCGGCACACGUUGCAUCAGCGUCAUGUCCACUUCUACGAUGCAGCGGGCAAAUUCAGCUGAUUCGUCUUCACAAGAACAAUCUUUAGACAGAGAUUCACAGUCCGAUGACGUUGCGAGCGAGGAUGAAGGUGAUGUCCGCAAAGAAACACAUAAUUUGCCAUAUUUCGCUUCAGAUAGCAAUGGACAACAGAAUUUCCAACACGGGACGCCAAACAUACUUCCUAGGACUGAAGAAACCCUUGCACCGGGCCCACAACCUGAACAUGUCGGCCACUCAGUUGCUUGUGCACCAAAUCCUUAUUAUGAUCCAUAUUACGGUGGGAUGAUGGCAGCGUACGGUCAGCAUUUGGUUCAUCCUCAGUUUCUCGAUAUGCACCAAGUACGGAUGCCGUUGCCUCUCGAAAUGGCACAAGAACCCGUAUACGUGAAUGCCAAACAAUAUCACGCGAUCUUGAGGCGAAGACAGUCCCGCGCGAAAGCAGAGCUUGAAAAGAAACUUAUAAAAGACAGAAAGCCUUAUCUUCAUGAAUCCCGCCAUCAACACGCCAUGAGAAGAGUGCGAAGUUCCGGUGGUCGUUUCGCCAAGAAAACCGAAGCCGAAGCGUUAAAGAACGCAAGCGAUGAAAAAAACGCAACGUCAUCGAGUUCAUCAGGUAUGAAGCGGGCCCACUCGGAGUCCACCGAGAGUUUAAACACCCACCAAGAAACAAGGGGCGGGAUAGUCAACUCUUGUAACGGUCACCGGCAUGACAACCAAGAAACAAGGGGCGGUAUGGUCAAUUCGUAUCAGUUGCACUCUUCGGACAUAGGGGUAGGAGAGGGUGGUUCGUUAGGGCAGCAGUGGACCGGCAUGCAGUCGAACCAGGCUGCACCGAGAGCCGUUGCGAUGAAGUGAUAAUGAGGCCUGAUGAUCUUUCAUGCACAGCGCGGGAAAUCAUUCUUGGCUGUUUUUUACAUGGAAGGGAGAGGGUAAAAAGGUAAAAAGGUAAAAGGUAAAAGGCCGUUAAGUGGUCUGUUAUUUUUAGUUUACGGAUUCUUUUUUAGUGGUUGUGUACAAAGUAUAAUGCUUUUAUGAGGUUUAGACUUUAGAAAGAACGAUUUAGGGUAUUUUCGAGCGAGUUCCUUAUCUAUAACAAGUUAAGGCCGGUAUAAGUUUAGAAUAUCGUA